AUGUUUUGGGCUAUCUUACUAUGUUCGAUCCCAAUAUUAAUGGGUGCAAUUUAUUGCUAUAUCAAAUGGAAAUACUAUACGUUACGUGGUCCAGUUCCUGAUCUACAACCUGAAUUUUUAUUUGGUAAUCUUCGUCAACUCGAAGUUAUUGGAUCAAAUCGAGAACUAAUCAAUAGCUACGAUCAUGCCGCUGAGAAACUUCAAAAAAAAUUUGGAGAUAUAUUUCAAUUUUGGAUAGGCUCAUUUUAUUCGUAUGUGUUUUGUCGACCAGAGCAUGCAGCACAAAUUUAUGCAGACCGUCAUAUAUUUGAUCGCGGUGAAAUUAAUAAAAAAAAAACAUUUGGAUUAAUCGGCGAAAAUCUUUUUAUCACACUUAUAGAUCCAAAAUACAAACGGCAUGCUAGAGCUAUUUUACCUAUGUUAAAAAGGAAUAAAUUUCUAACACAAAUAUCGAAUAUUAUCGAAUAUGUCGAUCAAUUAAUUCAUGUUUGGAAAAUUCGAUAUGAAAAUAAAGAUGACAUUAUAUGUACAUGUAUAUUGAGUGAUAAUCAACAUGUGAUGCUUGAUAUGUUUACAUUUUUAACAUUUGAUUAUGAUUUGGGCAAUUUAAAGUAUUUAGCUAAAGAAGCAACAGAAUUAAAUUCAAACGAAAAAUAUCAAUCAUCUGAUUUCGGUCGAGCAUUAUUGAUAUAG
Molecule: messenger RNA, 693 nt
Organism: Rotaria sp. Silwood2
Lineage: Eukaryota; Metazoa; Rotifera; Eurotatoria; Philodinida; Philodinidae
Source: the annotation of a GenBank genome assembly